AUGAACCGCAUCACGGUGUACGAGCGGGCCAACUUCGAGGGGCUGAGCCGGGAAUUCACCUGCGACGUGCCCGACCUGCACGAGCUGGAUUUCGGGGACUGCAUCGCCUCCCUGAAGGUGGUGGGGCAGCCCUGGAUCGCCUACACGGACCCCAAGUACGAGGGGGAGCCGCAUGCCUUCGAGGAGGGCGAGUACCCCUCCGUGGGGCGGCCCAACAGCUUCUCGGCGCUGCGCCUGGUGCACCACGACCUGGGGGACCCACAGAUCACCCUCUACGAGCGCCCCAACUUCCAAGGCGCCUGCAAGGUGGUGACAGAGGAGACCAACUUGGCCUACGGGUACUUUAACGACCGGGUGGCCUCUCACGUGGUGCAGCGAGGCGUCUGGCUGCUGUACCAGCAUCCCGGCCGGGGUGGUUGGCACUGCUUGGCGUGGCCUGGAGAGCGUCUUGCAGACUACAAACCCGAGCUGAACUUCCAGUCUCGGCUGUCCCACCUGCGCCCGCUACAGCCAGGGCGGCCCCUGGUCUCAGCACGUCUCCUCUGGGAGCAGAAGAAGGUGGAGGAGGAGCGGGAGGUGCUGGUGGAUGAGAUCGAGGGGGUGAAUGAGACGGAGUCGGAGCAGGUGCUGACGGCCAGCAGCAGCCGGGAGUACAGCACCACGCUCUGGCAGAGCUUCCACUUCAGCAACUCCACCAGCCUCAAGGCUGGGGUCUCCUUCACCUUGACUGUGGAAGCCUCUAACGUCUUCACGGUGCAGAAAGGACGUAGCGAAUCCAGCACCCGCCGAGAACGCGUGGAGGUGCAGCUGCCAGCCAAGAUCCCGCCGCGCACGGUGCUCAGCAUCCAGGUCCUGCGGAAGGAGGUGACGCUCUCUGUCCCGGUCCUGCUCACCAUCACCCAGAAUGAAGAUGUCCGUACAGAGAUGGGCGAGUAUCACAGUGUCUCGGGUACCAACAUCAGUGCUCGCUAUAGCCUGAAGCCUCUGCCCGGCAGGGAGCAGGAGGCUCCUGGGGGGACAGGGACAGCGCCUGGCACCAGGACGGACCUGUAG
Molecule: messenger RNA, 1053 nt
Organism: Chaetura pelagica (chimney swift)
Lineage: Eukaryota; Metazoa; Chordata; Aves; Apodiformes; Apodidae
Product: epidermal differentiation-specific protein-like
Exons: 1
Coding region: 1-1053 (350 amino acids)
Biological process (GO): visual perception; lens development in camera-type eye
Molecular function (GO): structural constituent of eye lens
Source: RefSeq, a predicted model, not a curated record